AUGGAAAAGCUUCGCCCAGAGAACAGUGUUCUCUCGUGUGCAUCCGGUAUUGGCAUCGCAAACCAAGGAGAUCUCUGGGAAACAAUUAGAUCAUCCCAUGUCAAUGUGUACCGAUCAGCGAUCACGGAUAUCGACACUGUCAGGGAGAAAACCACGGGUUCAUCCACAAAAGCUGCGGUGCACUUAGCGGACAGUAGUUGUAUCGAUGAGAUUGAUCUGGUCAUCCACGCGACCGGAUAUAAGCCAAUAGUCCCGAUUCGGUUUGAACCUGCAAGUCUCCGUCUAGAACUGGGUCUGUCGGCCCUGGUGGACAAUAUCCACGAGAAUCGUGAAAUUGCAGCGCAAACAGCGGAGAGAAUCAAUGGACCACUCGAAUCAACCAUAAAUGACCGCAUCCAAUACUGGGAGGAUCUAGAUCAACGUUCCGAGGUCAUGGUCAGGAAGACUUUGAAUGCGACGAGAUGCGCUCUUCCAGAUCGGAGACCUCCCUCAUGGACCGAAUCUCACAAGCUGGUACCAUAUCGCCUUUUCCGCCGUAUGGUUGCACCUGAAUUAGUCGCACAAGGCGACCGCUCCUUUGCAACGCUCGGGGUUAUUUUAUCCUCCACUAUUGCUGUUGUUGCAGAGGUUCAAGCUCUUUGGGCCCUCUCGCUCGAAAAUCUUUCGCUGGAGGCUAUGGAGAAUACUAUCUCCGAGGAUGUGGUCCUGGGCUCAUUGACGGGAACUGGCCUUGAAGUAGAGGCCAUUCAGUAUAACGAUAUGCUCUUGCGCGAUUUGGGUCUGAAUCCAUAUCGACUCGGGGGCGGGUUCUACACUGAGCUGACAGGGGUGUAUGCCCCUUCGGUCUAUGCUGGAAUUGUGGACGAGUGGAAGAAGAGUCGAAGUUUGGCGGAGAAGAAGCUGUAG
Molecule: messenger RNA, 906 nt
Organism: Penicillium mononematosum
Lineage: Eukaryota; Fungi; Ascomycota; Eurotiomycetes; Eurotiales; Aspergillaceae
Exons: 4
Coding region: 1-906 (301 amino acids)
Source: RefSeq, a predicted model, not a curated record